Messenger RNA from Rhipicephalus sanguineus (brown dog tick), 5538 nucleotides. Its product is annotated as titin. The coding region runs from base 43 to 5538 and encodes 1831 amino acids. Lineage: Eukaryota; Metazoa; Arthropoda; Arachnida; Ixodida; Ixodidae. The record is from RefSeq and is a predicted model, not a curated record. The transcript is spliced from 2 exons.
GAUUCGAAUAGUUAUUCGCUUUCCACAGGAGCACACCUGACCAUGACCAAAAAAGUGAACACGCGAUGGAAGACCAAUGAACCUGUUCAUCAACGGCUCUUUGAGCGAGUCGAAGGAUCUAACUACCAAACAGUUGACACCACGCAACGCAGCCAGCUCCCGUCACGCGGCAUCAAAUCUGAAUACCAGACGUUUCAAGGGACGGCAAGCAGCGAACCCACACAAGCCGCUGUUGCACUUCCUUCAGUAACUGAACUACCACCUCUAACCCAUCAAGUCUUGAGUGCGGAAGAUACAAGCACGCAUAAAGAGAAUGAAGUUGAAGAAAAACCCGAAAGUCCAACAGCCGUUGCGCUCACGCCGCUUCCGGAGCUUUCACAGAUUGGAUCAACUCCUAAAGCAUCAUCGGAAGAGAUUCAUUCAAGCGAGAAUGAGCGAUCUCUUUCCAAAGCCAACAAUCAAAAUGACGCAUUGAAUUGGCCCAGCUUUGACAUUAUGGGGAACCGUAGCACUAGACUGGGAGAAGCUGCUGCCCUUUUUGAAGAGCCUUCCGAAGUCAUUCAAACAAGCCACAGGCGAAUCCAGCUAGAGUUUUCCGAUAACAGAGAUAUGACUGAAUCGGCGAGUCAUGUCGAAGACCAGGAGAGUGGGUACGAAGAGACGUCCAGUAGGAGAAUAUACGAAUUCUCGAUGCAAGAAGGCGCCACACCGGCGCGAGCAAGCGAGUCGCUUACAGAGUCCCAACUAGGUCCUAUUAAAUACGUCGGCGAACAAGAAGAGGAAGUCAUCGUGACGAUAAAGAGGCAGCCCCACAUGGAUAGCAGCCUCCUAAAGUACACGCCUGAUGAGUACAUCCUGGCACAGAUAGUUCAUGAAGUGGAAAAGAAGAUCGAAGCUAGCUCUCACUACCACUACGCACCCCUGCCUGACGACGUACUCGCGGUACGAUCAUCUAAAGGAAUCGAGUCUCUUGGCCAGCUAAGGUACGAGACCUAUGAAGAAGAGCUCCUUAUGCGACGCAGCGAAGACGACCUGACUCAAGAGCAUGAAAGGUACACAACAGAGGUGUCUCAGCGGUCUGCGACCACAAUUAGGUGUGCCAGAGCAGAGAAAGAAACACUGGAGCCAAAGGUGACUGAGCUGCCUGCAGAGAAAGAAACACUGGAGCCAAAGGUGACUGAGCUGCCUGCAGAGAAACAAACACUGCAGUCAAAGGUAACUGAGCUGCCUCCUGAGAAAGUAACACUUGAGCCAAAAGUUACUGAGCUUCCUGCUUUAAAACAAACACCAGAGACAAAGAUGGCUGAGCUGCCUGCUCAGAAACAAAUACCGGAGCUGAAGGUGAUUGAGCUGCCUGCUGAGAAACAAACGCCGGAGGCAGAAGUUACUGAGCUACUUGCGGAGAAAGAAACACUGGAUCCAAAGGUAACCGAGCUCCCUUCUUUGAAACAAACACCACAUCCAAAGGUGACUGAGAUUCCUGCUGAGAAACAAACACCGCAGCUAAAUGUGACUGAGCUGUCGGCUGAGAAACAAAUACCGGAGCUAAAGGUGACCGAGCUUCCUGCUGAGAAACAAAUACCGGAGCUAAAGGUAACUGAGUUGCCCGCUGAGAAACAAAUACCGGAGCUAAAAGUGACAGAGCUGCCUCCUGAGAAACAAACAUCCGAGUCAGAGGGGACACCACUGCCAAAGGUAACUCAGCUGCCUGCUGAGAAACAAAUAGCGGCGCUAAAGGUGACAGAGCUGCCUCCUGAGAAACAAACAUCCGAGUCAGAGGGGACACCACUGCCAAAGGUAACUGAGCUGCCGGCUGAGAAACAAUUACCGGAGCUAAAGGUGACCGAGCUUCCUGCUGAGAAACAAAUACCGGAGCUGAAGGCGACUGAGCUACCCGCUGAGAAACAAAUACCGGAGCUAAAAGUGACAGAGCUGCCUCCUGAGAAACAAACAUCCGAGUCAGAGGGGACACCACUACCCAAGGUAACUGAGCUGCCUGCUGAGAAACAAAUAGCGGAGCUAAAGGUGACUGAGCUGCCUGCUGAGAAACAUAGACCGGAACUAAAAGGGAGUGAGGUUCCUGCUGAGAAACAAAUACCGACGCUAAAUGUGACUGAGCUGCCGGCUGAGAAACAAAUACCGGAGCUAAAGGUGACCGAGCUUCCUGCUGAGAAACAAAUACCAGAGCUAAAGGUAAGUGAGCUGCCCGCUGAGAAACAAAUACCGGAGCUAAAGGUGACAGAGCUGCCUCCUGAGAAACAAACAUCCGAGACAAAGGGGUCACCACUGCCAAAGGUAACUGAGCUGCCUGCUGAGAAACAAAUAGCGGAGCUAAAGGUGACUGAGCUGCCUGCUGAGAAACAUAGAGCGGAACUACCGGUGACUGAGCUGCCUGAGGUUCCUGCUGAGAAACAAAUACCGAGGCUAAAUGGGACUGACCUGCCUGUUGAGAAACAAACGCCACAGCCAAAGGUGGCUGAGCUUCCUGCUGAGAAAGAAACACUGGAGCCAAAGGUAACUGAGCUGCCUGCUGAGAAACAAACACCGGAAUCAAAGGCGACUGAGCUGCCUGCUGAGAAACAUACACCGGAGCUAAAGGUGACUGAGCUGCCUGCUGAGAAACACAAAAAGCAGCUAGACGUGACUGAGCUUCCUGCUGAGAAACAAGUACCGGAGCUAACGGUAACUAACCUGCCUGCUGAGAAACAGACACCGAGGCUAAAGGUGACUGAGCUGCCUGCUGAGAAACAAGCACCGGAGAUAAAGGUGACUGAGCUGCCUGCUGAGAAACAAGUACCGGAGCUAAAGGUGACUGAGCUACCUGCUGAGAAACAAACAUCCGAGUCAAAGGGAACAUCACUGCCAAAUGUAACUGAGCUGCCUGCUGAGGAACAAACGCCGAAGCUAAAGGUGACUGAGCUGCGUACUGACAAACAUGCACCGGAGCUAAAGGUAACUGAGCUGCCUGCUGAGAAACAAACACCGGAGCUAAAGGCGACUGAGCUGCCUGCUGAGAAACAAGUACCGGGCCUAAAGGUGACUGAGCUACCUGCUGAGAAACAAAAAUCCUUGUCAAAGGAAACACCACUGCCAAAAGUAACUGAGCUACCUGCUGAGAAAGAAACACCGGAGCUUAAGGUGACAGAGCUGCCUGCUGAGAAACAAAUACCGGAGCUAAAGGUGACUGAGCUUCCUGCUGAGAAACAAACACCGGAGCUAAAGGUUACUGAGCUUCCUGCUGAGAAACAAAUACCGGAGUUAAAGGUGACUGAGCUGCCUGCUGAGAAACAAAAAUCCGAGUCAAAGGAAACACCACUGCCAGAAGUAACUGAGCUACCCGCUGAAAAACAAACACCGAAGCUAAAGUUGACUGAGCUGCCUACUGACAAACAUACACCGGAGCUAAAGGUGACCGAGCUGCCUACUGACAAACAUACACCGGAGCUAAAGGUGACUGAGCUUCCUGCUGAGAAACAAACACCGGAGGUAAUGGUAACUGAGCUACCUGCUGAGAAACAAAUACCGGAGUUGAUGAUGACUGAGCUGCCUGCUGAGAAACAUACACCGGAGCUAAAGGUGACUGAGCUGCCUGCCGAGAAACACAAAAAGCAGCUGAACGUGACUGAGCUUCCUGCUGAGAAACAAAUACCGGAGCUAAUGGUAACUGAGCUGCCUGCUGAGAAAGAAAUACAGGAGCUAGAGGUAACUCAGCUGCCUGCUGAGAAACAAACACCGAGGCUAAAGGUAACUGAGUUGCCUGCUGAAAAACAAACACCGGAGCUAACGGUGACUGAGCUGCCUCCUGAGAAACAAAUACCGGAGCUAAAGAUGACUGAGCUGCCUACCGAGAAACAAACACCUGAGUCAAAGGGGACACUACUUACAAAGGUAACUGAGCUGCCUACUGACAAACAUACACUGGAGCUAAAGGUGACUGCGCUGCCUACUGACAAACAUACACCGGAGCUAAAGGUGACUGAGCUUCCUGCUGAGAAACAAACACCGGAGGUAAUGGUAACUGAGCUACCUGCUGAGAAACAAAUACCGGAGUUGAAGGUGACUGAGCUGCCUGCUGAGAAACAUACUCCGGAGCUAAAGGUGACUGAGCUGCCUGCCGAGAAACACAAAAAGCAGCUGAAUGUGACUGAGCUUCCUGCUGAGAAACAAAUACCGGAGCUAAUGGUAACUGAGCUGCCUGCUGAGAAAGAAAUACAGGAGCUAGAGGUAACUCAGCUGCCUGCUGAGAAACAAACACCGGAGCUAAAGGUAACUGAGUUGCCUGCUGAAAAACAAACACCGGAGCAAACAGUGACUGAGUUGCCUGCUGAAAAACAAACACCGAGGCUAGAGGCGACUGAGCUGCCUACUCAGAAAAAAACACCGGAGCUAAAGGUGACUGAGCUGCCGGCUGAGAAACAAAUACCGGACUCAAAGGGGGCACCACUGCCAAAGGUAACUGAGCUGCCUGCUGAGAAACAAACACCGAAAUUAAAGGUUUCUGAGCUGCCUGCUGAGAAACAAAUACCGGAGCUAAAGGUGACUGAGCUGCCUGCUGAGAAACAAACACCGGAGUCAAAGGGGACACCACUGCCAAAUUUAACUGAGCUGCCUGCUGAGAAAGAAACACCGGAGCUUAAGGUGACAGAGCUGCCUGCUGAGAAACAAAUACCGGAGCUAAAGGUAACUGAGCUGCCUGCUGAGACACAAUCAUCCGAGUCAAAGGGGACACCCCUGCCAAAGUUAACGGAGCUGCCUACUGAGAAACAAACACCGGAGCUAAAGGUGACUGAGCUGCCUGCUGAGAAACAAAUACCGGAGCUAAAGGUGACUGAGGUGCCUGCUGAGAAACAUACACCGGAGCUAAAGGUGACUGAGCUACCUGCUGAGAAACGAAUACCGGAGUUAAAGGUGACUGAGCUGCCUGCUGAGAAACAAAUACAGGAGCUAGAGGUAACUGAGCUGCCUGCUGAAAAACAAACACCGAGGUUAAAGGUGACUGAGCUGCCUACUCAGAAGAAAACACCGGAGCUAAAGUCGACUGAACUGCCUGCUGAGAAGCAAACAGCACUGCCAAAGGUAACUGAGCUACCCGCUGAGAAACAAACACAACUGUCAAAGGUGGCUAAGCUGCCGGCUGAGAAAGAAACGCCACUGCCAAAGGUGACUGAGCUGCCUGCUGAGAAACCGACAUCACAGCCAAAGGUGAUUGAGCUGCCUGCUGAGAAACCGACAUCACAGCCAAAGGUGAUUGAGCUGCCUGCUGAGAAACAAGGACCACAGCCAAAAGUAACUGAGCUGCCGUCUGAGAAACAAACUCAGGAGCCAGAGGUAACUGAUGUGCUUGUAAUAAACGAACAAAGUGUUCCACUCAUUGACCAGGAAGGGUACGCGGGUGUACUUGAAGAAUAUUAUGAAUGUGCGGAGAAACGAACACCGGAGCCAACGGCAACUGAGCAGCGUGCGACAAUUGAACAACGUGUUCCGGACAUUGACCAAGAAGGAGGACGCUUCGAGGAAACUACGUUCGAGUUCAUCUGA